AUGAGGAAAUCAGUGAACAACAAAGACGCGCUUGAAGAUAAGAAAGAUGAUAACGAGUUGUGGGAGGCGCAGGCUGCCUUCCUUGGACCGAACCUGUGGGAUAAGACCCUGCCCUACGAUCCAGAUCUCAAGGUACAAGAAUACGUGGACUUAGACGAGUUCCUGUCGGAAAAUGGCAUGCCGGGAGAGGGCUUGGGUGGUGCCCAUUUGGGCGGUUCCGCCUUUGGUGGAAGCGCUGGCCUGGCCCUCGGCCUGCAAGCCCCGGUCACCAAACGUGAAAGAUCGCCAUCUCCAUCGGAUUGUAUGAGUCCAGACACCAUUAAUCCACCGCUGUCGCCUGCCGACUCAACCUUCUCUAUGGCGUCAUCGGGUCGGGACUUCGACCCGAGGACACGUGCUUUCUCUGACGAGGAGUUGAAGCCGCAGCCCAUGAUCAAGAAGUCCAGGAAACAGUUCGUGCCUGAUGACCUCAAGGAUGACAAGUACUGGGCGCGCAGACGGAAGAACAACAUGGCAGCGAAGAGGUCACGUGACGCGCGUCGGAUGAAAGAAAACCAAAUCGCUCUUCGAGCCGGCUACCUUGAAAAGGAGAACAUGGGUCUACGACAAGAGCACAAACACGCCACAUCAUAUGUUGCGGGCAUCGUCGCGCUGCGCCGUCUCGGGCACACCGCUCCUAUCUAUUUG
This is a messenger RNA of Brenthis ino (lesser marbled fritillary), 687 nucleotides long. Lineage: Eukaryota; Metazoa; Arthropoda; Insecta; Lepidoptera; Nymphalidae. The record is from the annotation of a GenBank genome assembly.